AUGGAACGUCAAUCUUGCGUCUGUCUUGCUCGUCACGGUCACCAGAGUCAUUGUAAUACUCUGGACUCACAACUCCUCACGGGCACCUAUUGGUCCCUCAUCGAUUCAUUCGAGAAAUGGCCUUCGUUUUCGGUAGCCGAUCUGGUCAGGCGAACAUCAGGAAGGUUGCUCGGAUUUCCUCGGCCUGGUACCUAUACCGACUUCGAUCGCAGUAUCACAGUACAGCGUGCAAACCUUCCGGAGUUCACAAUUCGAGACUUCCGGUGUCGGCCUGAUGCUCAGUUCCGAUGCCCCUGGGUCCCCCAUUCGCAGCGUAUCCUCUGCCUCUGCGACUUGGUCUCUUCAACAAUGCAAACCGCCGCACACGCUACAAUACCCGCUCUUCACCUUCGUGAUGCUCGAGACGCACACAUCGUCUUUGAGGCGGUUCGACUCAAUGUCCUGCCCUUGAUAACGCGUCGGUUGACCGCCAAUGAGCGUGAUCAGCUGAAGUCGGGUAAUGUAUUCGUUUGGGAAGAAGCAGAACACAAGCAAGGUGGACUGGAACGCUGGACUGAUGGGCGCCGCUGGUCGCAGAGCAGAAUGCGCGGUGAUUAUCUCUUCUAUGAGGAAAAGAUCGAGACGACCCCAGAAGAAAAAGCGGCUAAGGCUGCUCGUCGAGCGCGCAGGACUCUGGAUCCCUUUGGUUACCAGCCUACGCCCACCCGCCAGGACCGCCCAUCCAAACCUGACGGGCUCACCAAACAGACGUAUUCGACGCAUGUCUACAUGCCUGGGUCCGAGCCACGCAAAUGGCAUGUUGUCGCCUACUUCACGGGCGACGAUUACACCACCCUACCCGUGGUGGAGGAUUAUGAGUACCUACGCAAUGUGCGCGUCCCAGAAGGGAUCUACACAUCCGCGAAGGGGAACUUGGGUAGAGUGGGCCGCGUUCUAGGCGGUGCGUCUGGCCACGAAGGGCUACAUCAUAGCGACGAUCACCCAGAAUGGAUGCCCGCUUCGUGGUCGAUGUCACCCAGCCUUAGUCCUGGCACUGAUCGUCCGUAUUCUUCCAACUCAUCAACGUCAUCCUCUUCCUCCUCAUCCCCUUCUGCGGAUUCUUCCACGUAUACUCUCUCGCGUCAUUCUUCAAGCGACGGUUCAGUCAACUGUUUGCCACGGCUGUCGAACGUGGUCCCCGUGUUUCACCUCGCUCCUCCGGUACCCCAGAAGCGCACACUGUCGUCUGGGCCCAGCGGAAUGUCGACCGCUGGCUACCAUUCUCUCACAGCUGAAGAUCGAAGAGCGUUGAACAGCUUCCGUAUAGUACUAUGA
Molecule: messenger RNA, 1314 nt
Organism: Sparassis crispa
Lineage: Eukaryota; Fungi; Basidiomycota; Agaricomycetes; Polyporales; Sparassidaceae
Product: cAMP-independent regulatory protein
Exons: 11
Coding region: 1-1314 (437 amino acids)
Molecular function (GO): DNA binding
Source: RefSeq, a predicted model, not a curated record